AUGUCUACAGGCAUCUGGCGCUUGUUCCGAAGGGGUGGCGAUGAAGGGGAUGGCGAGGGGAAAGCAACCCGCGCACACCUGGGAGAGGAGAACCAAUUCUACUACAACAAAGAGCUCAAACGAUGGCUUAUCCGAGGCGAAGAACACCUCGCUCAGCAGCAGGACACUCCCCCCCCUCCCCCUGCUGCAGCUGCAACGACAGGAGGACAACAGCUUGACAAGGGGUCACCCCCUGUCGGCGGCAUGAGGCGAAUGAGGGCCCGUGGCGCUGCGAGUCUAUACACUGCCACGCCAGGGUUGCUGACAAAGAGCAGCGGGGGAAAUGACGCCACCAAACGGCCCCUCACAUUUGUGAUGCCGCCCUAUAGGCUGCCGCAGCAGCCGCAGCAGCAGCAGGAAUCACAGCAGCAGCAGGCGGAGGGGAGUGAGCCGGGGGCUCCACCCAUUGACAACAGUUUGCAUGAAGCAGCAGCAGGUGCAGUUGAUCACGAAGACACAGCGGCUAAGGGCAACCAAACUAUGGAUGGCUGUCGUGUGCGAGCUGCAUCUUCGGAGCCGCCGCUCUGUGAUAGCUCCGACUGGGCUGCAGCAGAGGAGCAGCACCAGCAGCACUACGGGCAGCAGCAGCUGCAGCAGCAACACCAGCAGCAAACAGAAGCUGAGGGGGAACCUGCAACAGAGAAGACGGAGUCACUUACGCGGCCACCCCUAUUCCCAAACGUUUCAGCCCAUUGCUCCACUGGCGCCCCCUCCCCCCCCGAAGGUGAAGCAAAUACGUUGCUGUUCUCUGGGGGGCAGCAGCAGCACCUGGAGGAACCACAGCAGCACUCUUUGCCUGUGAGUGGCGUGGAGGAUAUCUCAGGUGACCAGCAGCCACGUCCGGAGCUUACCUCGUUUGCGCACUACCCGCAGCAGCAGGAGCUGUCGCAGCAGCAGGAGCUGCUGCACCAGCAGGAGAUGCAGCAGCGGCAGGAGAUGCUGCAGCAGCAGGAGCUGCUGCAACAGCAGGAGAUGCUGCAGCAGCAAGAGCUGCUGCAACAGCAGGAGAUGCUGCAGCAGCAGGAACUGCUGCAGCCGCAAGAGCAGCGGGAGCUACAGCAUGAGCAAGAACAGCAGGAGCUGCAGCAGCAACAAGAGCAGCAGGACCCGCGGAUAGCAGCGGAGGAAGAAGGCUACGGAGUGGCAGCCCCCGUGCUCCCCCGGGACCAGACUGGUGAGUUGAUUGAAGAGCCAUUGGUCCAGUCUCCUGGGCAGCAGGAUCAGCGGUUGCUAGAGGGCGGUGCAUCUGCUGCUGUUUUGCUUGAGCCCUAUGCGCAAGCGACAGAUGCUGCAGCUGCAGCAGUAGCUCCGCAGACAGCUGAAACAUCAACUGAUUAUCAACACAACGAAACACAGGGGAGCGCAAUCGAAGACGCUCCAACAGCUCGGCAAGCAGUUGCUUUCCCCUUGCAGCAGCAGAACGCGGGAGAGGAUCAAGGAAUCGUUCCCCGCUGGGGCGAGCAGCAGCAAGAGCAGCAGGCGGAGUGGCAGCAGCAGCAGCCGCAGCAACAGCAGCAGACGCAGCAACAGUAUGUCGGGCAGCCGCUGCAGCAUGAAACCUUAGCUCUUCCGGAGGCCAGCGGCUCAAGCAGCAGCAGCUGCAGCACAGGGGCCUCGCCAAAGUGGGAGGGUCACCUGCACAGCGAAGCAGAUGGCGGAGCCAUUGUACAGUCCGGGACCAGUCCGACAUCUUCUCCAGAAGCUGCGGCGGCAGCAGCAGCAGGUGCUGCUGCUGCUGCUGUUGCUGCUGCUUCGCUGCAGGCGGGUACGGCGUCCGAGAAGGCAAGCUCCCACCACCUGCCAUCGGAGAUGUGGGGCUCGUCUAUCUCGCCCACAACAUCUCUUCCUCAAGAAGAGGAGAGAUUACUGCUGGAGCAGCAGGUGGAGCAUCAGCAGCAGCAGCAGCAUGAGUUGCCGCAGCAUGGUGAAGAGCAGCAGCAUGAAGAUGAGCAUCAGCUCCUGCCCCAGCAGCAGUACCAAGGGCAACAGCAGCAACUGCAUGCAGGCUUGUUUAUGGAGGAUAUCCUACCUGGAUUUGCUCGUGCAGUUCAGGAUCUGGAGAAGAGCAGCGCAGAGACAUUGCGGCAGCUGGCAGCACUGCAGCAGCAGGUGGGGGUGUUGCGCUCUCGCAAUGCCUGUCUCACAGCAAACAUACAGCAGGUGACGGAGCAGCUUCUAACAGGGGAUGGUCCUAUGGUGGAGCGGCAGCGGGCAGCAGAACUCCUCCAGGAUGCUCUUGGCGCUGCAGCUGCUGAGUUCCCGUCCCCCAUAGGCGACGAUGCGGAGCCGCAGCCGUCGCCAACGUGCAGUGCCGUCUCGGAUGCAGAAGCAGCAUUAGAAGAGGCCCAAGGGGCAGUUUCUGCUCUGACGCAGAUGUUGGUGGAGCAGAUGGAACGAAACAGACAGCUGCAAGAGGAAGACAUGCAUUUCGAUGCGGAUGUUGUACAGUUCAUCACGCAGCUGCAGCAGCAGCAUGGGUCUCUUGAACCGUUCCUGCAGCAGCAGCUGCUGCUGCAGGAAGCACAUAUCGAGCAGCAGGAGAGUCUGACGAACCUAAAGCGCAUGCACGAUGACCUUAGCAGACGCAUGGAGGAGAGCUGCGCUCGAGCAGCUGACCUAGAGGGACAGUUAGCGUUGGCAUACGAGAAACGGCAGCAGGUGCAGCAGGAGCUCGACACCACUCAACGAGAGCUGCAGCACAACCAGGAACUGCUGCAGCAGGCGCAGCAGCAGAAUGAUACACGCGCAAACGAGCUGCUCCAGCAGUCGAAAGUAUAUCAGGAGCAGCUCGCGGCUUCGGAGCAGCAGCUGGCAAACCUACAGCAGGAGAUGGAGCAGCAGAAAGCGCUUCUAGAGGAGCUGCAGCAGCAACGGGCGGCUGCGUCGGAGCGAGAAGCAGCAGCCAUCGCCGCCAGGGCAGCAGCUGAGGCGGCACGGGAGGCGGCGGAGAGCCAGGCUGCACGGGCAACGCUUGCGAAUGAGCAAUUGCAGCAGGAGAUGCAGCAUCAACUGGAAGAACAACAGAAGCAGCUGGAGAUCGCCUUGAAGGAAAAGCAGGAUGCUUUGGACACGGCUUCAAGCAUGCAACAGCUGCAGAACGAGAAAGCUGUAGAACAGCACCAGCAGCAAGAAGAUCUGGAAAGGCAACUGCUGGCGCGGGAGUUCAUGGUGGCGCAGCUGCAGCGGGAGGUGAAUCAGCAAUUGAUAAGGCAGCAGGAACAGCAGGAACAGCACAAAACAGAGCUGGAGAAGCUCAAGCAGCAGCACUCAGUAGAACUGCAAGCACUCGCCGAGGAACACGCUGCAGUCCUCAAGCAGCGAGAAGAACAAAACCAGAAACUGGUGGAGGAAAAGCAACGCAUCACAGCUGCAUGCCACGAUGAAGUACAGCGAGCGCAACAGACGGUUGAUGCACUGCAACAACAACUGGCUCAGCAGGAGGAGCAGCACGAGCUCAUGACGCAGAGACAGCAAGAGGAUUCGGAGCAAUUCAUGCGCAGGCUACAGCAGCAGGAGCGUGCGGCGAGCGAACAGCUACAGAAGCUGCAGCAGCAGGCAGAAGAAAAGCGUUUGCUACUGGAAGAGAGUGGAAUACAGCGGGAAGAGCUCACAAGAGAAGUGCACUCGUUACAGCAGAGGCUGGGGGAAGUCGAAGCUGCUGCUGAGGCUCGGGUAGAGUCCCUCAAGCAGCAGUUGCUGGAUGCUACGUCUUCACUUGAGUCCGAACGUAAAGCGCUACAGCAGCAGCUGCAAGAUGCAACAAGCGGCGUACAGCAGCAGAUGGAGCAGCAUGAAGCUUUAAGGAAGAAACAUGAAAACCUGCAGCAAGGUUACAAUGACGCUCAACAGCAGGCAGCUAGGGAGAAGAGUGAGCUGGAAGAGCGAAUAGUGGUGCUGGAGGCACAGCUGCAGACACAGCAGGGAUUGCUGCAAGCAGCACGUGAGGAGCUGCUGCAACAGCCAAUUUUGUUGCAGCAAAAGCAUGAGGAGGACCUGCAGCAGCAAUUGGCAGCUGUGCAGCAGCUGGAGCUGGAAGAAAGGGGAAGGCUGCAGCAGGAGCGUGACCAGAUUUUGGAGCAACAACAGGAGAAGCAUGCAUUGUUGAUGCAGCAACUACGGGAGCAGCACGCCCUGGAGCAGCAACAGCUGCAGCAGCGGAUGCAGCAGGAGCAACAAGAGCAGCAAGAAGCGCUUCGCAGUCACUUUGAGAAGUUAUGGAACGAGGAGAGUGCAAAGAUGGUUGCAGCAAAUGCUGCAGUGGUUGAGCAACUUCAACAGGCGCAGAAGCUACUGCUGGAAGAACAGCAGCAAUUAGAGGCUUAUGAGGGCCAACGGGAAACCCUUGCAAAGGAGAGAGAAGAGGCAGCUGCUUUGAAGACACAGCUCUUGGCAGCUAAUGCAGAUGUGCAAAAAUUGGAGCAGCGGUGUGAAGCCUUAGAACGUCAACGAGAAGACCUCCUGCAGCAGCGGAGCACCCCGGAAGCCGAAGUACAUGCGGCCAUGAAGGAAGAGUUGUAUCAGUUACGGCACGAGGUAAUGGAGAAGGAUCGGCUAGCACGGGAAUUGCAGCAGCAACUGGAUGAGCACGUUGCCAGCCAGAGAGACAGGCUAGGAGAGGUUAAUGCGAUGUUGGAGCGGCAGGAGGAAGCGAGCAAACAGAAGGACCUGCGACUGCGUAGUGUGGAAGAGGAGCUGCAAGCCCUCCAGCAGCUGCUGCAGGACACAGUGGAUGUGAAACAGCUCGAGGCAGCGCGUGCUGAGGUAGCAGAAGGCAAUCGGAGGGUGCAGAGACUGGAGGCCGACUUGGCAGCUGCCGUUGCCGAACACGAAUCAGUGAAGAAAGCUCUGCAAAUAGCAGAGGAGAAACUGAAGAAUGUCCAUUCAAAAGCUGAAUCUGGAGCCACUACGGAUGCCUUGAAUCGCCACUUAGAGACGAAAGAGGCCGGCACACAGGCCGUGGGAGGUGACAUAUCUGAGGAUGAUCCACGCAGCUUGGAAAACCUGCAGAGGCAGGCGAAACGAGCUCACCAGAAGAACGAGGAAUUGGCCGUCCGGAAUGCGACUCUGACGCGGAUUAGCGACUUCCUCUCCAGGCGGUUACAGUUCUUCGAAAGAGCACUGGCGGAUAUGGGCCCCCACGGCUUGGUUGUUAUCGAAGAUUGCGACAGAAGCGUUGUUCUUGCCCCACCAGAAAUUGAGACUUCUCCCACAGAGCCACCUGUGCCAGAGUUGAUUCUUGUGGGAGAGGAUGCGGAACCUAGCGGCGAUCCUGCUUCAUCAAGUCGCAGUAAAAGCGUUGACACACCAGCACAAAUGACCGGACCAGUGGACGCGGAGGAAAAGAUUAAACCUGACGUAGCAGGGCCGACUACGAAAGAGAAUGCUGCACCACCUCUCCUCUCGCAACGAUGUGGCGAGGGCGAGGCAGCGAUGACGGCGGGUGGAGCGCCUCCCACGCCUCCUGAGUUCCUUCGGGCGUUGAAGGCAACGCCCAAGACCUGA
Messenger RNA from Eimeria mitis, 5541 nucleotides. RefSeq names its product plectin, putative. NCBI's taxonomy places the organism in Eukaryota, Apicomplexa, Conoidasida, Eucoccidiorida, Eimeriidae. The transcript has 11 exons. The coding region runs from base 1 to 5541 and encodes 1846 amino acids. The record is from RefSeq and is a predicted model, not a curated record.